AAAUGCGUCCAAAUGGUCGGACAUUUGGAGGCAUGUGCUCAAGCAAGAGAACAAAAACGCAGGGAGUAGAACGAAUAUUGUUGUUCAUCAGCCAUGAGCGGCGGAACACCCUAUAUUGGUAGUAAAAUAGGAUUGGUGUCCAAGGCCCAAAAUCGUUAUGAAGGUAUCUUGUAUACUAUUGACACGGUGAAUUCAACGGUGGUCUUGGCCAAAGUGAGGUCGUUUGGAACUGAAGGAAGACCCACAGACAGGCCAACACCACCUAAAGAUGACAUAUAUGAAUAUAUCAUUUUCCGAGGAAGUGACAUCAAAGACAUCACCUUGUGUGAGCCUCCAAAGUCUCACCAUGGCCUUCCCCAGGAUCCUGCUAUAGUGCAGUCCUCCCUAGGCACCUCUUCUGGCUCCUAUUCUGCUCAGGGACCAUUCAGUCCAUUCAGGAUGCCGUCAUACAACCAACUCGCAGCCAGCUCUCUGCUUAACCAACAGUAUGCUGCUGCACUUGGCCUUGGUCCUGGACUGCAAGGCCCUCAAGUGAGAAGAGGUCCUAUGGUAGAGCAGGCGGUUCAGACUGUACCUGCAGACAAGGCCAGGCAGAAGAGGGGCUCAACUAUAUCCCAAGACCAGGGCAGGGGGACCAGCAGGCCCCAGCGAGCAAGAGAGGGGGCGAGCUCACAGACUCUGAGAGGCUCUGGGCAAACGGGUGGGGCAGAUCAGCGCAGAACAUCUCAAGUACACAAUGAGGGCAAUGAUGAAAACCAACCCCCACCACGAAAGAGACAAGGAGCUCGUAGGUCCAGGAACCGAGGCAGGGGUCAGCUCCUCGUGGGAGGCUCCAAGCCUAGCACCCUGAAGUUUGAGACAGACUUUGAUUUUGAUUCUGCAAAUGCUCGGUUCAGCAGGGAGCUGGAGAUGGAGCUGCAGGACAAGUUGAACAUAAAAGAUGAUGGGGAGGAGACGCAGGACCCAAAAACGGACACGCCAAUCAUUGAGAAGACUAUGGCUGAGGAUCCAUUUGGGCCCAAAUGCUACUAUGACAAAGCAAAGUGUUUCUUUGAUAACAUCUCGUCAGAUAACAAACCCAGAAGAACUACCUGGGCAGAGGAGCGGAAGCUUAAUGUGGAGACUUUUGGGGUUCCUGGUCGGUUCCUGAGGGGCCGUGGUUUCCGUGGGGGCUUCCGUGGACGCAGAGGACAGGGGUCUGCACAGCGUCUGCCUUCUGUGAGAGCUGGGAGUGGGAGGCUGUGAGCUUUGGCCCUUUAGACCAUCUUUUAUGGUCUUGUAUGUUUAUCCAUACAUACUUUUUGUUUAAGAAUUAUUAGAAGUAUUAUUAUCUACAGCAUUUUCACCAUCUAAUUUGACCAGUAACUUAAAAUAUUUUGAUUUGACCACAGUACAGUGUUGCAUAACAAGUGAGUGUUUAAUGUACAUUGUUAUACGUAUUUUGCUUUACUUUAGAAUCUGCCAAUGCUUUUUAGUAUUUGCAGACUGUCAGCACUUACUAAAUAAGUAUACAUAGUGGUGGUCAUCCUAAUGUAGUGUAGUUGGUGAUUGAAUUUUGUGUUGAUGUAAAUAAUGUGCAAAUAACUUAAUAUAGAUAAACUAUUCUGCCUUAAAGACUAAUUCCCAUGUAGAGAUUUGUUUUCUAUAAUUUGGGAAAAUUGAGUGAAAUCUACGAUUAAACAUGGGAUAUUGCUAA
Messenger RNA from Osmerus eperlanus (European smelt), 1696 nucleotides. It is a transcript of the gene lsm14b, whose product is annotated as LSM family member 14B. Bases 94 to 1245 code for a protein of 383 amino acids. NCBI's taxonomy places the organism in Eukaryota, Metazoa, Chordata, Actinopteri, Osmeriformes, Osmeridae. The record is from RefSeq and is a predicted model, not a curated record. Gene Ontology annotation, molecular function: mRNA binding. The transcript has 8 exons.